Spirometra erinaceieuropaei is the source of this 28667-nucleotide messenger RNA. NCBI's taxonomy places the organism in Eukaryota, Metazoa, Platyhelminthes, Cestoda, Diphyllobothriidea, Diphyllobothriidae. The record is from the annotation of a GenBank genome assembly.
AUGCAGUCAGUGAGCGGUUACACGCUCACGGAACUCCUGGGGAAAGGCACCUACGGUGAGGUAUUUAAGGCUAUUGAUCGAGUAAGUUGCAUCAUUUUUAUGAAUAUCCACGAUAGCAAACGCGAAACACGGCAGCCGUGAAACGAAUAUCCAAGAAGACCCUCUGUGCUCGUGCUGUUGACAAUCUGAUAGAAGAAAUUAGAAUACUGAAGGAACUGCGGCAUCGAAAUAUCACUCAACUCAUUGAUUUUACUGUACCCUUCUCUUUCCUUGUCUAACAUCUGCCUCUUUAGUGGGACUCAAACUAUGUAUAUAUGUUUAUGGAAUAUCUGUCAGGGGGUGAUCUUAGUCACUUUCUUAGGUCACAAAAACGCUUGCCCGAGCGCGUUAUUCGGUACUUUCUCCAGCAACUUGGUAAGUUACCCAUUGCCUUGUGCUCACUUGGCCUUUUAGCAUUUGCGCUUCAUUACCUCUUUCAUAAGAAUAUCGUCCACAUGGAUAUUAAGCCGCAAAACAUCCUCCUCACCUCUUCCACCCCUCCUACCCUCAAGAUCACAGGUUAGUCGCCGGAGCCAUCUUAUAUUUUCUCGCUUGUAUCCUGGGGUUGGGAGACCUGUUUCUUACCAGUUUGCCGUCUCCAAGUCUUGUUUGAAGCCGUGAUGCGUACCCUCCCUCCGGAUGUUAUCCAAGGAACCUCCACGGCGGUUGCGCUUAGCUCUCUGAUUAAAUCAUCACACCGAACAGCCAUAUUGUUAGUCAAGUUAGUACAGCGACUAACAAACGGACGGAACUAUGUACGCCAAAAGUGCUCGCGUUUGUCCCCUCUUAGUUCAGCCUAACUUUAAUAAUAGAAAAUUAGGCGAACUUACCACCUUAGCUUCACUUUUAGUUAUCCGGUGUUGUCUGCCUCUCAGACCCAACUUGCUCAUCAAAUUACCAGACAGGCGAGUUGUACUUGGUGGGCUCAACCGUCAAGCAUGUUCUACUCCACAGCCCAAAGACAUGUUUUUCUCUUGCUCAUUAGUGGAUCCUGACUUUUCUACGCCCUUUCGUAUAAUUCGACUUCCAAAACACUAGAUUCGAAUUGCUCUGGUCAUGUGUUUAAUUGUUUUUUGUCUUCCCUUCAAAGUCGACUAUCUCCCACUCUGCGCAUAUACUUCUUAUUCAGAGCAGACCAGCGAAGUUUAUUCCGAAAAUUUGUAAAAUGAAAGUUUGAUGUCAUCCCAUAAAUCCCUUAGAAAGGGCUGUAGGCUCUUUCGUGAACAAGAACUUUCAGGUUACCGCAAAUGCCUACAAAGCCUCGAAGAGGAACUGGUUUGAUUUUCUUAUUAUUCUCUUUUCUGGGGGGCUGUAACAAAGAACAUUUCUGCAAACUAAAUUAUUUAAAUAUGUUGUUUGAACCGUGUAUAUUCCCCCUUCAAAUGCCUUAACCCCAGCCAUCAGGGACCACCACAUCGCUCGCUUUCUCAAUCACCUCAUGGAGCCAGGGCGCCAGAGUGCCGACAUAAGACUUGCAAAUUCCAACGGGAACAUUGUCCUCUCCGGACGCCUUGUUGUUGUUGUUGUUGUUCUCUCUCAGAGUGACAGUCGCGUGACGCUUCAUAGGUCGGAAAAGAUAAUACUGCUGCAGAGGAGACCGAAGGUGCAAUGGGUUGGUCGCCAAAGUUGAAAAGGCGCUCGAAACGACCACACCAUCAAUCGACCCUGACCGAGUUGUCAGCAAUAAAACCGCCACCCACACCGCGAACAGAACCGCACAAUAUCAAGGGCUUGCCACUAACUUGACGGGUAAUUUGGUAGAGUUUUCAAGUGUCACCAACGUUUGUGACCUGUUCUAUGGAAGUCGAUAUUUCUGCCGGCCAUCCCUAGCCGACUUUGCUGUCAUUUUAUGCAGUUGUCAGAAGAAAGCGUUGUUUCACUACCUGACUCGAGCCGUCCGGACAGACAGCUGCAGGGUUCCUUCGCUGAUCCAGUCACUGCGGCGUCACUGGGUGAGUCCGGGAAUUUUCUCAUCUGCUUCAUAGACUGACAACUUCAGGGAUGACCAUUGGCCACUACCUCCUCCGUCCGCUCGGGUCGUGAAGGGGGAGCGGAUUUCUCGUCCAUGAUAAUCUCUCCCAACCGUUCGAUAUCAGGUCUGAUAUUCGACAGCGUUGCAUCCAUUCUCUUCAACUACGCCAUUGACUGGAUUCUCGAAAGGGCCCUACGCAAUUUUGAUGGGGUGGAGUUUGCAGCCGGACGCCGGCUGACGGAUCUAGACUACUCUGACGAUAUCGCCUCGCCAGCUUCAAGUUUUGGUGAUCUACAGUCUGUAGUGUUGCAGGUGAAUGAAGUCGUUUCUGUUACACCCACAGGACAACUACUUCGUCGUCUAUGAGAGAUAAACCCACAGCGUGGGGAACUAGAGGUUCUGGUUGUCCAAAUCAACCGCUGUUGAAUUUAGUAUCAAAAGGACUUCCUGGGUCAUCAAAGCGACCUCCAGUACUUGUUGUUAAAUGUGCUCGUCUGAAGUAAAUACCUUUUCAAAUUUAGACAAUUGGGAAGGAUCACAAAAGGCAAUCAACGUAGUUUUAAAAUGAAUAGUUAUAUUGCCUUUGAUGUUUGCAUUGCACUCGCACAUUUAUUCACCGCAUGGGUCUAUUAGGCCACAUGCGUGUCCACAAAAACCUGCAGUAGCCAACCGCCGACUGCACCACACUAUCACAUCCUCCAUUACCAUCAUCUCACUGCACAUCAACAUUACCCACCAUUAGCACCUUACUGCCACCUCCCACGCAAGUGGGAGGUGUGCGUCUCGGCUCCUUUACCAUGCGACCCCCUUGCUGCAUGUGUGAUUGGAAUCUGAGACGAAGACAGUGCGUCGGGCGCCGUGGCUCGGAAGUCAGCCGACUAACGCCCCAACUUAGUCAACACGGUCUACCCAGUUGUGCGUGUAUGUGUGGAGUGGCGGACCGGUGGGCUGAAAGACAGGCUGCCACGGCCCCUUCUCAAACCAUGUAUGACACGCAUACAUGUGAGGAGAGUUUUUGUUUGUGUGUGUGCGUUAUGGGUAGUGCUUCACAGUGGACGACUGGUUGGUUACCUAACGGUAAAGGGUUACGGUCCAGGCUAAACUCAGAGCCACGUGUCGCUCUUCAAAGUCAAAAGGUCUGAAAGCUCAUGCUAUGCUAGUAUCAGAAAACCAUGGCCCUCGCAGCCUGGGAUGCGCUGGUAAUUCUUUGGCACUUGGUUCCUUGCCGAUAGAUGCGCCUGCGCUCCCGUUGGGUAUACAGGUGGUGGGCAUGGCUGCCCAGUCAUCACCCUCGUCCUUCUGUUGGGGUGUUGUUGUUGUUGUUGUUGAUCAUAAAGCCGGUUCCUUUGCCGUAUGGACCAAGGGGGCGUGGAGCGGAACGCCAAAGUGCAGACUCGGCUAUACCAUCCACCUGCGCCCUCCCUCGCCUGUGGUCUUCUUGACUCUGUCGUAACACGGGAUCCAGGUGGGGAGUGGGGAAGAGACAGUGCGCUGGGUGCUGUGGAAGUGCACUGCCACUAUAAACUAAUUCACGCGCAAGUCACCGUGCCUGCUGCACCUUGCUGUGUAGCACACGGUGGACAUAGUCGAAAUGGACGAUCGAACUUUUGGUGCUGCUGUUGGACGAGCAAUAAUAGCUAGCGGGACAUUGAGCACGUGGGCCAAUCCUAAGAUUGGAGAUAGAGUAAAUGACGAAUUAAAGCGAUAAUUCUGAACAGCAUGCAUGAAUCCAAGUGUUGCAGCUGCCGAAUCGGACGCUCCACCAGUUAUGGCCCCACGUCUGAAUCGCAAACGCUGCGGAAGCGAGCGGGCCAGUGUAGUGCAUUUGUUGUUGCACUAGCCCCGUCGGCUAAGAUCGCAUAGCUUCUCAGGUGGGAAAUUUGUGAGCACUGUCCCUCUUGCAUAGUCUCCAAACUACCGUUGUCGUUUCGGUCUUUAGCAAGGCCACUGUAAGCCCUGAAUGGGCGCGGACAAUAGAGACACGUAGAUAGAGACCCUCAGUUAUUGGAGUCGUUUAUCGGAACUCCAAAUUCGCUCUCAUGCCGUUUCUCCGAUUUGAGAAAGAAGUCAAGUAAAUUGGCGGUAACAUGCAUUUUACGCUUGGAUUUCGUCAUCUAAGAUAACAGUAGACGACACCACCCGACUGUAACCGCAGAGAUUCUCAGUUACUCCUCCCUGGAUCAUGUGAAACGUGGUGCGAUGCCGUCAUCUUUAGCACUUUGGUUUCUCUAGCCAUUACGCCCGGCAUUCUCGAUCUUCUCGUAAUAAGUGCUGCUGUGACGGAAUGCCUGGUACUCCUUACACAGUUGCAGACUCCUUCGAUUUCGGCACUUACUUGUAAGCAGAACUCACAUAUUCCUAUUGGGUAAACAAUGUAAACGUAUGAUUCUUACCUUCAUUUUCGCGUGCCAGAUACCUCGUCUUUCAUUCGCUUACAGAACCUCGUACCCAUACCUCUAUUCAGCAUUUUUCGACUCAUUCCAGUUCUGCAAAGUAAACUUAUACUUCGUCAAAGGAAAAGGCCGCCACGAAGGAUCAUAAUGGAACUCUGAAGUCCUUAGCGUUCAGUAGGGACCUUCUCAUUUAUGCACCAUUAUCAUGAACACUGGUUCAGCGCAAGAAUCAAACAGCCAAAGCCCGGAAUAUUGGAGUUUUGCAUUGUUGUUUUAGUGCUUUGCGCCACCGUAAGAUGUUAGCAUAUUCGACCAAAGACCGUACCACUUAUCGAGCUGAACUGAAGACCUCUCCUGAACAAAUCACACGUUGACGACUUUAAGGGAUUAGUAAUUAAUUCGUUGAGUUCUUGGUGAAUUCUAUGCACUGAUGGUUUUUUAACGAUGCACCGUUUGGUUAUGUGAGUAGUAAAUUCACCAGGACCAACUUUGAGGAUCGCUCAGUCAGUACCCCCAUCUCCAAAGUGAUGUCGUCUGGGGGCCCUUCUUUGAGUGGAGUUUGCUAACCUAGACCUAAGCAUAGCAGUCAGAAUUCGUUCCGUCAGUAUUGCUAGGCCUUCCAAAACUGACGGUUGGAUCGACUUGAACAGUUUUCCAUCCCAAUCACAGCUGAGAGCUCCUUGGCCGUGAUAAGCGUAAAGCCCUUCUCGACACCUCCCUCGUUAACUUGAGAGGGGACUCGUUAACUGGAUAGACACUCACUGCCUUGAGGUGGUCGACUCGUCCCAAACAAUCGUCAACCACGCCGUCUUAACUCACUUGUGUGAAGAUAGGAUUGUCUGAAACAUACUCCUUCUCAGACCGUGCCCUGCCUAACCGCGUUUUCAAGGUUGUCAGUGACAAACGGGUGGAUGCUGUGAAAGUGGACCUCUAGUGCAUCUCUAGCCUGAGCGACUACAUUUCACACUGGGGUUUGCUGCCGUCCGCUACGACGUAGGGAGGUCGUUUGAGUCAUGACUGCUUUGCAGUAUAGACCUAGCUGGAUGAGCCAUUAUGUCACCCGUCAAAAACUCAUGACGUACAAACACAAUCGCUAACGGGGUGGGGUGGAUACCACUCCUUUGAUAGAACUCCCGAGGCCAAUUUUGUUACUACCGGAACUUCUGGAACAUUUCGCUCUUCCUCGAUCGACUACACAAUCCUCUUCCCACCUCUGUCAACAUGUGGUGGCAGGCUGAGUAACGGACAGAAUAGCAGCCUGAGGCAUCUAGUUGGUGAGGAUUCUGUCUAAACGACUUCCGAACGCAAUCACUAAGACAAUGCCUUACCAUAUUAGAAAUAGUAAUUGGUCAUUCCUGGUGAACUGGACUAAACGAACGUCUGGUGGCUUCUCCAACCGCCCGGGACCCGCAUUCAUUUAAGGAGGGUGCGUUUAGUAGUCUACUUCGGGUAGGCCUAGUUAAAAUUUGCAUAGUUUGGUUUAAGGGUCUCGGCUUCUCUGGGACAUUAGUACGCGUUUUGUCUUACGUUUGGUUUACUUUUUACCUGCCUCUACGCUUGAUGUUCGAAGCGUUUGACAUGCAUCCCCGAAUAAUUAAAUGCAAAGCGAACCCCUUAUAAUUUGCCUGCCUGUAAACCGUAAUCUCUAUGUUCUCUGUUUACUUAAUAUUAUUGCCCAUGCUUCACGUCUUUAGAUUUUGGAUUUGCCCAAUCCCUGAAGGCUACAGUAACAAUGGGAGAAAUUCGUGGUUCCCUACUCUACAUGGCUCCCGAAAUUUACUGCUAUGGGAUCUAUGAUAAAUCCUGCGAUCUCUGGUCGGUCGGUGUGAUUCUCUUCGGUAAAUGGGGCAUCCAAUUACCACUUUUGUUCAGAUUCGCAUCCAUUUUUCUUCUGCUCAUUUUCCGACUUUAAGAAAUCAUUCGAUACAAAUUAAGCUGAACAGGCAUUAGGAGUAAUCCCCUGAGGUGGAUUCAAAGCUUCUUGAUCGGUUGCUCUCAAAUUGUCCGCGUCGUUGACAGACAGUCGACGCAGGUAGCGGUUGAAAGCGGUGCUCCUCAAGACUCCGUCUUUGGCCCUACCCUGUUCAUUAUAUACGUUAAUGAUUGCGUCAGUGGACUGAAUUAUGAUGUCGCCAUGUUCGCUGAUGAUGUUAGGCUUUGGAGCGCUAUCCGAACUGAAUUUGACGAAGAGCGCUUGCAGGCAAACCUGAGCCGACUCGAGAAAUGGUCGCAGGGCUGGCUUUUGCCGCUUAAUGUGACUAACUGUAACACUCUGCUAAUCGGUUGAACCUGAUCUCCGAGCCGUAGGGUUUACGGCCUAAAUGGUGCACCAUUGCAGGCGGUAAACGCCCAGAAGGACUUGGGUGUGUGGGUCACGGCUUAACUGAAACCGUUGCUCCACUGCUCCAAGGUAACCAAGUUCGCGAUGUCAGCCCUUUCUACCGUCGAUGAGGACUGCUUCACUGAAAUCUUUCGGACGUUCGUGCGACCACGGUUAGAGUUCGCUAGUCAAUCGUGGAAACCCUGGACCGCUAAAAACCUCAGCAUCCUUGAGAAAGUUUAAAGGCGGGCAACCAAACUCGUUAGUGGACAGGGUUCACCACCCUACGAAAAACAGUUAUCCAAUCUCGGCCUUUCUCCUCUGAGUUAAGAUGCGAUGUGAUGCAGACACUGCGUAUCAUGCGCGGUCAGGACUGCUGUCUUUUACCUAGAGACUUCUUUAGGUUAGCAACUACAACGAACCUCCGAGGUCAUCCACUCAAACUACGUUUUACUGCCGCCAGGCUGGACACACGGAAGUUCCUCUUUUCCAACAGUUUUUGAGGCUUGGAAUGCUCUGCCUGCAGUUAUCGUCAUGUCCACAUCCCUCGAGGCUUUUAAGCACAACCUAUUUCAGUAUACCACCACACAUCGUAAUGCCGCCAGACUGAUAUUGUCUUACAGUUCCGUUCUAGUAGUUUAUUAUUGUUAUAAUGUUACUGUCUGUGUUUCAGUAACGUCUGUUUUUACCUACUUAUUGUCUCAAAUCCAUUGAAUGCGAAUGUUGACAUUCACUUCGUGUCCCUCAGAUAACUUGGAUCGUAUCAAUUUUCUACAGCACAAUUAUACAUGGACUGACUGCUGUACAGUGUAUUUAGUAGUGUUAAUGUUUUUAACACCUGGAGUAAUUCGCUUAUCUGUGCGGUUUCGAAAAAAAUUUCUGCAACUGUUUGAUGUUUCUAUUUCCAAAUACGGAGCUCAAAGGUUCAACACCCUCGAAUAAACUGAACUGAACCCUCCUGUUAUGAUCUCGACUUAUGGUGUGUUUUGGUCUGAAUAGAUACCUAGGGUCGCCACAGUCUCCUUUCAAACUCGGACCUCUACCGCAUUGAUUGGUGGACUUGAUCCAUGUCCAUCCUAAACUAUCGGGUUGGUCUUCAGAAGAGAAGUCUGGUUGGCUAAUAAACUGUACUUCGACGUUUGUACUAUGCCCUAUUUUAGUUUGUGAUUGCGACGGCUCACCUUCACGGACCGACAAUCGCAGGAAUUUGAAGGUUUUUGACAAAAUGUCUCUACACCGUAUUCCCCGCUUGGAUCUCUUGGAUAGGACUACAUUAACAAUAGUUUAAGAGCGCCUUACUGAUUUUACCAUGCCCUGCGCCUAGUUUCCUUUCGUGUCGAAAUCGCCUCAUACUCCUGUUAGGACAACGCCAUCACCAAAGCGGCUGUUCGGACUGCGACCACAGGACAUGGCACGCGAGUUCUUACUCUUUGGAACAUUAACUGCCGGCGCAAGUGUGGCUGCUGCUGUGAUACGGGCCACUCACGGGCUGCUCCAAGUAUCUUUAAUCGGAUUUGAUGCCAACUUCUAGCACACUCGUGGUACUUGUUACCGCCUAACAGGCCAGUGCUGUUUUCCAUUUUCUAGAAUGCCUGUUUGGCCAUGCCCCCUUUGCUUCUGCGUCUGUCGACGAGCUAAAGGCCAAACUAACCGACAAGUCGCCAGUAAAGGUAAGCCGGUGCUACUAUAGCGUAAUUCCGAUCUUCGAUUUGUGUUCCUACUUCAACAUCCCUGUCAAAAUGUUGCUCCGAGAGUCUUACACUAAAGUGGUGCACAGUGAAGAAGCGGCGUCAUUAUAUCUUCUCCGACAUGGCCCCAUAGUAGAGAUAUAAUCUUGCCGCUAGUACAACAGUCCGGUGGUGUUCACAAACAAGGUCUGUAGGCAAUGUGCACCGGUAUCGGGGUGCAGAAGAGACGGUUACCAGUCUGCUCUGUGCAAUUUUAGAGCUAGGUUGUCUCGGUAGAAACCGAAUGCCACUGGAAGAAGUGCCAAAGCUUACUGGUAGAUCCCCAAGUACCGUGUUUAACUGGCUCAGUUACAGCCAGGAUGUCUGUUCCGAAAGGGCAUCAGUUGCUAGAAGAGGUAAGCUGAAUGGAACACCGAAAAGUCCAAUGCAAAUUGAUGGGCUUGCUUAGCCUGGAAAAAACUCGCCCUUCUCCGUGUUUUAGGAGGGAGGCUGUGGGAAACAACAGUUGGUGUUGGACACUUUUAUACGCUCCUUUUCCUCUUCUUCUACUUCGUCAUCGUCGUCUUCUUUUUCUCCUUCUUCACCAUCAUUUUCUCCUUUAAUUCCUUCUCCUCGUCGUGCUGCUAAUUACUCAGCAUACCAAAACAUACCUUUAAACGCACCCCUUUAAAGUUGAUUCAGGGGUAGGACUUGUUCAUCUGGCUCAAAGAACGGGCCUUAAUCUCUGAGGUGACUUCUUGAGCCCCCGUUUCCAGUCUUAAUUUAAGCAAACUCUUCUACACAAGCCCGUUCGACCGAGUUGCUUUUGUUUGUACUGCUUCUUUGUUUUCUGUCCCCUUCAUUAGUGUUCUUGGAGAACUUGCUUUUGACACGAUAUGCAGAUUUUCAGAAGAAUUCCUAAUCGUUACUUCCAUCCAGUUACUGCACUCAGGACGUAGUCUGCAGACGUUUAUCUACGGCGACUUUCCUGGAGUUGAGUAUCGGAGCACUGCUUCUGAUUCUUAUAUAAUAACGAGGGCAAGAUAAGGGCGAGAAGGACGUCAACAUUUCCGUUAUUAUUGUCUAUACUAUGCAAUAAUAACUUACUUCCUCAAAACUUUCUCUCCAUCCCACGUGAAAUCCUACCUCUCAGUUCCGCAGUAUAAAAUGAACACUUCGGAUUGCUUGCACGCUGAAGUAUCUGUUUGUACGACAAAUGACGAAACGGUUGCCCUAGUCAAAAUUUGUCAGUGUACUUUUGGAGUAACAGCUAGCCUUAUCGGAAGGAGUUGGGACGUUACACUUCGACUGCAAGAUGAUGUUUCGCCUACCUCCAAAAAGAGGCUUAUUAGUCUGCCAACUGCAACUUUCAGAAUCAAAAUCUCAGCGCUGAAGCAGCCGGUCACCAGUCUGAUUAACCUAUUGAGUUAAAUAGCUCUGUCCUCUGGCGUUAGGGAUCGCGAACAAGUGGUCACCUCCCGAAAUGGACAUUGAAUAUGCCUGAUACAGUUUUCCUCUACGUUUCCUGUCUGUUUCGGUCCAUCUCUGUUAUACCUUACUUGUUCGCUUUGUUACCUGGUAGAUGGCCGCCUGCUUGCUAACUCCCCCAACCGCAGAUGCAGCUUGUUUGUUCUGGGAUGCCGGCCAGCUCGGUUUGCGCCAACUUCAAUGAGAGCAGGUACAGUAGAUGUGCUAACCCAUGAAGUGUCAUGAGUUAGCGAAAGAAAAUCCCUGUAGCGCAAAAUCUGUCCAAACUGCGUACCCCAAAGUCUUACGGCAGUAAAAAACGACUGUUUUUAAAAAGAGGACAUAGUUGGGUUUUUAAGUUAAUAUUUACUAACGGGAAAUUAGUUAGUUUUCACUAAAAACUGGAAUUUCAGAAAUUGCCUAUAUUAAAAGUCGCUUAAAUAGGGCUAACUAUAAAGGUGCAUGAUGAAGGGGGACGCAUGAAAUGGGGAAAAUGGCGAAAGAUAAUAACAAACAGAAAGAGAUCAGUACUUUGUUGACUGUCCAUUUGCAUUUAUCACUGCAGAAAGCCUCUCAGACAUGGACGUGACCAGGUUAUCCAUAAUGAAUUGUUUACUGUGAUUGUCUGGCACAAAAUCAAGUUUUUUAUUGCAUCGACAGUUUCCUGCUCGCCUUGUGCCACUGUCUUUUGAUAAGUGCGAAAAGAUUUUCGAUAGGAUUGAAAUCCGAGCUAUUCGCAGGGAUAAAAAUUGAUUGGAGGCCACAUGCGGAGAGGCUGACUGUUGUUUAAAAAGUCAAAUUACGGUUGAAAGCGUUAUUAGCUUCAUACUUCUUUAGAGCGAUGGACAGGAACAUUGUCGUGUACAAUUAUCGUAUCUAAUCGGCGUCGGUGGAUGUCGUAAUCGAAAACAUCUUUCGCAAUGCUGAUGAUGGCGUCCGUAGUCGACCGCCAGACUGGCCGCUCUCCGAAUUUAAUUACCAUUUAAAUCAUUAACCGUCGACAACUCUUGAAGGUUGCCAUCGGCGCAGUGUUCUCUUCUGGAAAGUUCUUUCCGCACACGUUCAUUUGGGUCGACUUCAUUGGCUUGUCUAAAAAUAAGACCCAUCUCAGAAGUGAAUGCUCUCCCAGAAUGAGGGCCGGUAAUCAAUAUAUUUCCUACCAGAUAAAAAACGUUCUCUUAUAAGUUUUCUACCUAAAAACGACCUGGUCAUGGUCUUUUGUUGAUGAAGUUCAAAUUCCUACACCUUUUUCGUUAUUAUGUUCAUAGGGAACAUCGGCAGAUGUUCCCUAUGAAUGGUCUUAAUGGGCAUAUACUGAUACCUUUUUAGUGUACGACGAAUAAAAUCGUCGUCUUGCUUACUUGUGGACCGUUUCGGUCCACCUUGCCUGUUUGUGGGUGGCUCUGUCAUAAGUAUUCGCCACAGAGUGACCUUACUAAUACUAAAAAUACUUGCUAACGGCUCACGCGACAACCCUUCUGCUGCUAAUUUCCGUAUCCUUUCGUAGUCGACUGCUGAAAGACAUUGUCCGGACAUCUUUAUCGCACGGCGGCACACAGAAAAGUGGCAGCAUGUCGCGCGUACUUAAUAUAUAUCUGUGUUCGCCUAGCACUUUCUCAAACCCGCCUUCGCCUGAUUUCCAUGCAAGCAAAAACGAAUUUUUCAUUUACAGACAGGAUUUAUUCCGUACUUUUCCUUUUUAUAUCAAUCUCCGUUUACAGUAUAAUGCAUAUUGACAUGAAGCUUUCUGCAAAUUUCAAUAGCGUAUAAAAUUAUCUAGAUAUCAAGGAAUGUCAGAUUUCGCCCAGAUCUGGCCUGUUUUCUCUUAAUAUAACCGAUCUUAAAUGAAUCCCUCUUCAGUAAAUGGUUUCUUGUGCCUCAAGUCAUUUCAAUAAAUACAAAUAACAGCAAUUCCAUGACAUACUUCUCGCUCAAAUUUCGAUCACGACAUUUCAUGAGUUAGACCACCUACUGUACAUGGUGCACCCUGACAAAGAACACCUCAUGGGGCGAGACGUGUUUAAACACCUGUCUUAAGGUGCUGGCGACCCACUUUUCUUGGUCUCGCCUGUGUGUUGCGAGUUUAUGCUCUUCAUUUUGGCGUCCACUCACUACUGCAGGCCGGUAUUGUGACUGAAUAGGACAUUGAAUAAAUCUAAAACAGCCGUCGUCGUAGUCCACACAGUCCUCGUCGGUCUGCAUCGAGUAUUGAAAGCUCACUAUUAGCACCACACAGAACUCUGUACUUGAUUUUCCUUGACGAAUCACGCCUGUCAUCUGUUCUAGGCACUUGUACUUCUAAAUCGGCACGUCCUAAGUGGCCGGAAAAAUAAUCUACCAUCUCUUGCGCCUAUCGUCCUUGCGUACCGAGCGAUAGAUUUGGUUCUUUAAUGUUGGAUCUGUUUAUCUACCGUGGUCUAUUUAAUAAAACACAGUAUGAUGGUUUUUGGCGUCUCUGCAAAUACAUAGCGCCUCCCUCCAACUUUUCUUUGCCUUCUUCAUCAUCCUAUCACUACUUUAUUUUUCCAGUCUAUGACGAGUUUGUGCAUGGCUCUGGUAUCCAAUGUGUCCCACAUUUUACGUCCAAUGGUUCUCUGCCUGGUUUUCGCCUAGUUUAGUGGUGCCGAACUAACUGAACUUGCUGUCAGUAAAUCAUCCACAUACGUAUCUCAAUGGCUUUGCUGUGGUCUUUCGGGUAUUGUAGUAUUCCUCGCCUCUACAGGCUGGGACAAGUCAUUUAGGGCGUACCCAUACGAUUCCCGUUUUACUUUGUGCAAGCUUUUUACCUCCAGGGAUCUCAUUUCCCGUUUUACUGAAUUCUCCUCCUCGAGAUUCUUGGCCUCUCCCUUUUCCUACUGUAGGUGCGCCAACUCGUGAAAUGACAUUUAGAAAUGAGUUUUCGUUUCGAACAGAUUAGUCAAGUAGGGCUUUAAAACUAAUCAUCAUGCAGCAUAAUUCUAUGAUAAUUCAGUUACCUCGGGAUGCCGGCUUUCAAAAAACUUCUAUCCGACUGCAUGCAAAAACUAUACUCUGUAAAAAAUGACUACAUAUGUAGCAUGCAUUUUUCUCAUUGAUUUUCGAUGCCCUUAAAAAUGCAAUUAUAUUUCGUGGAAAGGAUACAUAAAAAUAUUCAUUCUUUUGCUCAUUCAGUAGAAAAUUACGUCUUCUUCCAAUUUUAUACUCGAAGGAAAGGUAUAAUUCGGUUUCAAAAAACUUUCCAAUUGUGAGAUUUUUUAAUACCGUGAAAUGGCCGUUCAUAAAACGUCAUUUCUAUGCAUUUAUCAAUGUGGCUUGUAAAGUUAGCAACAUGCCUCAAAUCCACGGCUAGAUUUUAUGAACCCCUUAUGGUCUCCUCUUAAUAGCGUAGAGAAAUGCAUGGUUUUCCGUACGCGGAAAAUAUACGGCUUGUAGUUUGGCAACCCUGGAUGCAAGUUUAACGGCAGGUCGGGUUCGAAGUUAUUCGGGGGAUGUAAACGUUUUUGAAAACUGAAUUAUACCCUUCAUUAGAGUAUACAAUUGAAAGAAGAUGGUAUUUUCUACCGAAUGAGUAAAAUAAUAAAUUUUUAUUCACGUUUUUCAUGAAAUAUAAGUGCUUUUUUAAGGGCAUCGAAAAUCAAUGAGAAAAUGCAUGCUACAUAAGCAGUCAUCUGUUUGUAGAGUAUAGGUUUUGCAUGCAACCGGAAAGAAGUUUGUUCGAAAGCCGGCAUCCUGAGGCAACUGAAUUAUCAUAGAAUUAUGCUGCGCGAUGUUUAGUUUUACGACCCUAUUUAAUUAAUCUUUUCGAAACAAAAACGCAUUUCGGAAUUUCGGUUGUCAUUUCAUGAGUUAGCCCACCUACCGUAACAUCCCAUCUCGUGGUAAGUAAUCAGUGCGCGUACAGAGUUAUAUAACUAAGCCAGCGCCUCAAUGUCACAACCCCCUGAGAUACCAUAGCUUUUAACUACAGGAUCCUCCGACAGGGUUUUUGGUCAUCGGUUAGGCGUGUCAGGUCUUCCUCGGGGAGUCGAAUUUGCCCAUUUCUAGGCAGUGCCCCGGUCUCACGUAUUAUGUAAUUUAAUAUUUGCUAGCUACCCUCAACGGGUAGGUAUGUCAUUUGCGUACGAAUUCGAUAUCUGGCAUGUUUUAUCUCGGCUAGAAUAGGCCGCAAAUUGCCAUGUGUGCGUGUUACGGGCCUAAAAAACGGCCUGUGCCACCGUUGAGUUGGCUUUAUCUUGGGUUCUGGGGGUGGUAAACCAUUAUGUGGAGCCUCAGACGGUGGUUUAAUACAUCUUAGAUGUCUGCCUUCAAUCUGCCUUCAAAUCAUUUUGCCCAAGCCCAUCACCAGCUGGCUGACAGGCCCAGGCAGUGGAGGGGAAGAGAGAGCGUGGCCAACACGGGAAAGUCCAUCCUCGCGGCUAAUGCGCACAUUCCUCCUCACUGUAAUAAACUUGACGCGCUUAAAUCUAUCACAACGUGCUAAACUGACGCGGCUUGGUAGGUUGCCAACCUUGCAUGGGAAAACAUGAUCCUUCUCAGGACUGAGGGCCAAGUUGUAAGGUCACCAUCUUAAUAUGGCCUUCAUCUCCUAAGUUGGGCCUCUCUUCAGCAAUUACCAAAACUCCAAAGUAGUGGUUGAGGAAGACCGUUUUUAGUUCGCAUAAUUUAGUUUAUGGACUCCAUUCCCCUCUUCCUGCCAGAUCCCCCUUUCCCCGCCAAUCAGUGAAGACUGUCGAAACCUCCUCUCUCGCCUACUGAAGCGCGAUCCAGGCCAACGUAUCCAUCACGAGGAAUUCUUUAAUCAUCCCUUCAUAGACCUUUCCUAUGCGCCUUGUCCUGAGAGCCUUCUAAAGGCCGUAAGUCAGCAUUCGGCCCAUUAACACACAAAAAUUGAAACUCUUAGCCUCCCGUCUGAUCGCUUUUUUUUAAAAAAAAAACAGGUUGAUUAUCUGGAAAAAGCAUCCGAAUUGGAAGCCUCCAACAACCUCGUCGAUGCCUACCUGAAUUAUAAGGAGGGCCUUCUUCAUCUCGCAUCCGCUGUACAGUGUAAGUUGUCCGCAUAUCUUGACCCAGUAGCCUCAGCCUCUUUCCCUUUGGACAACAGAGCUUGCCAGUUUCUAGUAGAUCAGUAAAAUUAUCUUGAAAAAGUAGAGGGCUCGUCCGGAUUGAGGCAUUCGCCCACAAACUGUCAAGUCGGUCGUGCGAAAAACGAGAGACGUAGCAACAGAAUCGAAUAUGAGUGUCCCAGGCUUCUGUUACAGCAUAGUUAAAGCAGUUGGCCACCAGAACAAUCGUUAUGUUAGUUUGAGCCUUCAGACCCGCUCGAGGACUCGUCAUCAGAAACAAUGUGGGAACGGCAACAAACGUGCAGCCUUUCAAGGGCCGCAUGCGCUCAUGGCUGGGGAUCGGGUCGCACUAUCUGUGACUUGUCGCUUUAUUCGCCAAACAGCAUUUCUAAUCCAUAACGAAACACUAUAAACAACUGAAGCCAGCACUAAGCUUUGAUACAUCUUUUUGGUCUUUUUGUUUUUAAGAGUGCUUGUAGAGCCAGCACAAUGUUCUGCGCUUUCGCCACAUAUUUCGAUAGUUUCACUGCAUAACUCUGCACCGCUGUCUUUUAUUCUUGGCGGUGCCCUGUCUUCCUUAUGCCAACUAGCUUCUUUUCUUUCCGUGCGUACUGGAUUAGCUAACGACUCUACCGCACUUGACACUGUUUGUCUCCCCCAAGUAUUUACACUCUUUUUCUUCAGUUGAAGGAGAUUUCAGCCGAAAACAGGUCCUUCGGGAACAGGUGAGUUACAUGUGCGAUCUGCUCGGCUUGUUAGUUCUUAUGCUCAACUUCGUAGCAUGUCAAGUACGCUCAUGUUCACGCUCUAUUCAUGCACGCAUGCACUUUACGCUAUCGGUCGUUUGGUGGAGAUGUUGCUUGGUGACAGUCGUGGGGGGCUGUUGGUUAUUUUGGAAAACCAACUUUAAACAACUCCCAAGGGUGUUUGAACCACAAAAUGUCCCCAUUUAUGCCUACCUGUCUUUCCUACACUUUCCUGUUUAUGUUUGCAAGACCGAAUGCCUGGAACUGUAGAACGGGCUUUGUAGCGCUGUCACGCAGUUAGUAUUGUUCCGAAGUCCAGUUCCAAUACACUGAAAAAAAGAUCCGAGCAUUAGCUGGCACGAUGCUCACCUAAAAACCAUUUAUGAAUCAUUCUACAGACUAGGUCCGUUGUUUUAUACCCUUGGCAGACUGUGUGCCAGGAUUGCGCGAAGUCCUCUACCGUAUCGAAAUCUGGUUACUUAGAUGGAUAUAAGAUAGAAGGGAGGGUGGAGGUACUAAACAGCUACAUUGUCGGAUAGAACAGUCUGACUCGUCAAAAGUGCCGAGGUUACUCGUGCUCGUGGCGGUCAGAACUUAAGUGACCUUCUCAGUGAGAAUACGUAUGAUAGUUCGACCGUUGCAAAGCGCGACAUUCACUGCGCGCCUUGCGCGGAUGGACGCAGUACCGGUCACUUGUGUGUGAAGUAGUUUAUAGUAAAACAGACCUGUACCUCACCUACCGCACUUUCCCAUCGACCGCCCAUCUUGCUCCGACGGCAAGACAGUAUCCAGACGGCCGGAGACGGGCUCGGGCGCAGUGGCUGACAAAGCUAAACAGACUGUCUACGAGUGCAAUGCACGAUCCGGUCCCCACAGCAUAUACCAGGUUUUUAUUAUGGCUGCUGGGAUCUCACAUGUGUCAGAAAGCCACCUUGAGUGGCAGCCAUUGCAGUUUUACCCUCAGACCUGAGAAGGACUGAAUUAUUCCAUCAGUUGGCAUCUUCCCAAACCAGAAUUGAUAAUGCCUCAGUGUUAUUAUAGCGAGAAAUGUGCUGUGACGAUGAAUUUCCCAAUGUCGGUCCCACUCUCCUUCCUCUCUCCCAUGCACGAGUCGACUGUCCGAUCCUGUCAGAAAACUUGUGCUGGAGUUGGACGCAGUGGUUAUUAAAGCUAAGUAGGUGAUUCAACUCUCGGCCCCCCAGUGGAGCCUAGUGGCUUAGCUGGUAGAACGUUGGCUGUACUAAAGCCAUCCCCUUGCUGUCGUGGAUUCGAAUGUCACAGAGGUCACCGAGUUUUUCACAGGUGGGUCAAAAUGAAGUAAGUAUAAAUAGCCUGCCUGCACAUGUCGUACGACCUGGUUCCACAGUAUGUAUCAGGAGACACCAGAAGACAUGCUUCUCACUUACGUGAGAUUUGGAUGUUCUUACAUGCGACGUUUAGCCCGUUUUAUAUAUCUGAUGGCGAAGAGGGUCGCAUGCCCACUAUAGGAGACAGAUGUGGUGUUACGGAGACUUCAGGUGUAUGCGCGUGUUGCCGAGUAUGUUCAUAGCCAGCCUAUGGAUGUGUAUGCGUGCCGCUAGCGCAUUUUGUGACGGUGGGUCUCAAUUGCGUUGCUUUACUGAAGAUUUUUCCGGAGGCGCGUAUGACCGGAUAGAUCCAUACGACGUCUGCAUGUCCAGGGACUGUGAGGGUAGGUGAGGUGGGAAAAGCGGAUGUGCAGUCAGUGACGGGUCGCAUGAAAUGUUAGGCGAAAUUCUGAGACGAGUUUUCGAUUAAGAAGGAUUACUUGCGUGGGGUUGUCGUAGUAAGUAUCAUGCUGCCUAAUCCUCUGGUAUUUCAGACUCGCCAGGAUAUUGGCUUUUGAAUACACUUCUUCGAAACCUGUGAGAAUCGCAGUGGGUAAAGAAUGACUACAUAAAUAGUACGUAUUUCUCACAUUGAUUUCCGAUGCCCCCAUGAACUCAUGCCUAUUUUACUGAAAGCAUGCACAAAAAAGUGCUUUCUUUCACUCAUUUGGCAGAAAAUUACGUCGUCUUCACAUUUUAUACUCGAAGGAAUAGUGCCUUUUGCCUUUAAAAAGUUCCUGACUACGAGAUUUUUUAAGACCGUGCAGUGUCUGGUCAUACAGCAUCGUACCUGCGCCUUUAUUAAUGCUCCUCACGAAGCAUGCAACAUAGUCCGCAUCCAUUGAAAAACUUAAUCAACUCUGCAUGGCAUCUUGUUAAAGGCGUAGAGGAAUGUAUUAUUUUUCUUACUCGGACAAUAUACACCUUGUAGACUAAAAUCGCUAAACGCUAUUGCAGCAGCUGGUCUGGCUGAAAGUGAUUGGGUAACUGGAGAACUUCUUCAAAACCUGAACAUACCCUUUUAUCAAGUAUAAAAUGUAAAGAAGACGUGGUUUGCUACCAAAUGGGUGAAGGGAAACAUGGUUUUUUUGUGUUUAUCCUUUAAAACGUAUUCGAAUUUAUGCGGCCGUCGAAAAUAAAUGUGCAAAGCACGUACUACUUGAGCAGUCAUUUUCAUUGAGUGCAGUUUUCACAAGUCGCAAAGAAGUCCAUUUAAAAGCCAAUAUCCUAACGAGUCCGAAAUAUCAGAGGAUUAAGCCGCGUGAUAAGCAAUAUUACACUCCCGCUUAGGCAAUCCUUCCUACUCGGGAACUCAUUUCAGCAUUUCGGCUAACAUUUCAUGAGAUCGGUCGCUGACUGUAUGUUGGGACUUCCAGCAUUGGUUCGCCGGCCUCACUCUGAUGGAUUUGUCAGUGGCCGACCAGGCCGAUGCGUGCUUCGAGUUCGCGCUGGUAGCACGGACGGCAUGAUGAGAUUGUGGCUGGUGGCGAUGCCGGUGGAGUUGAUAGUGCUGGCGGUAAAGGUGUAUGGAGGCUUAGGGGCUCGGUUUUCUGUGAUGAAAUCGCAGUGAGUGCGCUGUUGUGGCUACGCAUAUGGUCUAAAAGACCCAUGCGUUGUCUGAAUGUCAUGGUUCGUCGGUUUCAGUACGACGGAUUCUCAAACGACUCACCAGGCCUUUGUGUUGUGAGGUGUGGUCGCAGUGGGAACAGGUUGAAGUGAGUCAAUAUUGCUGUGGUACAGGCAAUUGUGAUAAUUUUUUGCACAACGGUAGAAGUGUCGUCACUAAUGAUACUGAUGGUGGUGUGUUGUUAGAUGAGAAGUGGGAAAGUCGUGUAGACAUUGCACUGGGUUCGCAAAUUCUCCCUUUUCCUCUCUUUGGCACUACGAAUUCUUUGGAGACUGCCUCAUUGUCCGUGACGCGCGCUCUCAUCCCGUUGUGUGGUUGCUUUUCCAUCUGCAUGAAUCGCUCCGGACACCGGAAUUUCAAUAUGAUUCCCCGCAGUCCAUCGCGGUCCAUCUUGUCGAUGUAUUGUCCAAAAGUACUUUUUUGCCACCCUGAUCCUGUUCGUGCCACCAGACCUGGUUGGCCUCGCCUAUGCCAGACGAUGACCUCAAUUAGACUGGUGAAAAGCCAGCUCCUAGAUUUCGCACCUAGGGAAAAAGCGUUCACCCGGCUUAGUCAAGACGUCGUUGAAUAUCCUCUUAUGUGGCGUCCUACCUCAAGGUCCCCUCGAUCAUCGGCAGUUGUCAAAUUACUUUUCCUUCCCCCUGCCCUUCCCAUCCCAUCUUCCACUUUGAUCCUCUUCUUUGGUUGGACUCGGGAAUGCGUACCCUCGUACUACAGGUGGCCUUACGCCAAAUUUUAGGGGGAGGGGGGUACCUAUUUCCGUGUCGCAGCCCUAACCCUCACCGGAACUACCUCGGGAAAUUUAGAGUAAGGCCAUCUGUAAUACGGGGAUGGUUAUUUCCGCACCCUACCGCCAAUUCUUGUCCGAGUGUUUCACUUAAAAUUUCUACUUAGAAAAAGCCGAUCCAUUUCUGAGAUGUCGGAGAAUGAGGGCAAAGCAAUUGGACAGAGUGUGUCUUUGUUUCAUACAUACACUGAUUAACCAUUACUUAAGUCAAUGUUAGUUACAACGUCAUAUAUUUUGACAGUCGCAGUGGAAUACGUCUUAGCGUCUAGUCAAAGUCGCACAAUCAGUGACUGUCAAAAGACGACUGAGUGGCACAAGGGAUAAAGGACCUCACAGAGAAGCGAUGUUCGUAAGUUUAGCCUGACUAUGGGCUGGAAUACAGGCCUUCGGCCUUGUCCCUGAGUCCCAGUCUGGAAUCGUUACAGGCGGCUAGACAGCAAUGACCGCUCCAUCAUGACCGACCUAGACAAGGAAGACUGGGGUGGUCGUUCCUGUCUUAUUUGCCGUCGUCAGUCAGUCAUAGCCCAACCCCAUACCGGGAAGACCUGAGGUUUGAACCCCAGGCAAAAACGGUCACUAGCCGGCGACAGCAAAUUAGCCAGAAAUGACAACCCCUGACCUCCAUGUCUUUGUCGGUAGAGGGCGCCUAUUCCCGUGUCCUAGUACUUCUUUCUGCCUAACUUGUUGGACAUUUUGUGUGUCGAUGAGAAUGUAGCCCACAUUCUGCCAUGGGUUGCAUGACCUUCCCAGUUGCCGUGAGCCCAGUGUUACCCUUCUAUUGAAUAAUGCCUUUAACGAGAUGUGCAGGAAACGUCCCCAUUUGCUCUCUAUGCGCCGGUGGCUCGAUCUUUAUUGCCUUGCUGUCCCCUGACUUUAAAGAGUAACCUUGUCUCUCCAUUCACUCAAUCAGCUCGCUCACUACAUCACCGUGGCAGAGCAACUAAAGGAACGUCUGCACGGACGCAAGACGUCUCCCCCACGUACCAAACAAUGCCGUGAGAAACCAUCCCACGACUCAAGCGCAGACCACUCGACGUCAUCGCGCCCGACUUUAAAGCACUCCACAAUAACUCCUGCCACGUAAGGGAAUUUCACAUUGUUGCCUGAUUCUUCUCUGUAGAGUUCCUCCCGUCUCCAGUCCUGUCGCUCCCACCUCCGGCAGCAAAUGUCUCUCCGCAUUCCGGCGUGUUGGCCUGCUCAUCAAUUGGUUUGGUUCUCAGGCCGCUGAAGACGUCACAGCGUCAGCGGGCUCCACGAAGGAGGUGGAGACACCGCACGAGUACUCCAUCAGCCGUCUAACUAGUCUGGGUUAGUGUACCUUUGCCCCUCGCUCUGAAUUUAUUCCUUUUUCUAAUCAGGAGGGGAUGAUCCCAUCGUACACAGUUCGCAGACCUAAUGAGCCUCAACUCUGUAGACGUGACUGGUCGUUCCCGCGGUGCAUGUCUCUAGGCAACUUGACGGCCAUUUGGUGCUUCUACGACCGUCGACUGAGCUGGAUGUUCGCGCGUUUCGGGCCAUUGUACUGGGAUGUCGGCCUACUCAUGAGUAGAAUGAUAUUACCGACAAAGACAAGGGAGACUGGAAUGGCCAUUUCUGGCUUUUUAGCCGGCGUCAGCCAGUCAUACCCAACCUCGAAGUGUGGCACACCCGAGGCUCGAACUCGCGACCUUUUUGUUAGAAGUCCACGCCUCUAACCACUGGGCCACGUGCCCGUUGUCCUAUCGUUUUUCGAUCGGGAAUAUACAAUGGUAGGGGGGAGGGCUCGAGAGAGAGAGUCCAUAAGGCACAACGGAACGAGCGAGUUCCGUAAGAACGAUCGGUGAGCGCCUCCUACUUAUGUGUCCCUGGACCGCAAUUAGCUAAAAUGACCCGGCUUUCAAGAUAAGGAGGUAGAACGCUGGUAAUUACGGUAGCUUUGCUUCGCAGGUUCACCUGUGUGAUUUACUUUUAAUAAACACGUGUGAGUCAGAAAGUGGUUGGCACCGCCCUGAGCCGUGCUACGUCGGCGAGAAUCGGGCGGGCACAUCAGAGGUCACCGUUACUGCCGGACAUGUCGGUCCUUGAGUAAGAUUGAACUCUAAGGCUUCUCAUCUGGGUUUAGAGUACUUUGAUUCCUAACCGUUGAUUUAGCUUGUCUCCCUUGUUUUUCGCACGUUUAGAACGUAGAGAAUAGCCUACUCCAGGAUGGGUCUUAGUGGUGAACUUUUAUACGUCUUUCUGACAAUGUAGUUUUCAAUACCCCUUGACGCAUUCGAAUAGCCGUGGGACUCCUCAUGCUCGCAUCUUUUCGUUGUGACCCACUAAUUUUGUUUCCUUGCGACACUCCUUCCUAACUGAUUGCACUAGGCUAGCCCGAAUCGCUGAUAACACCCAAUUUGGUGAUACAUUCUGUGCGCAUUAUUUACAUCGCAAUUUGUUGUUGUAAACGAGAUCAAGUUUUUGGAAAUUUAUCAAACAUAAAUAUGAGUUGCAAGCCGUGAGUUCGGGUCUAGUCCCCGAGUUGCCAGUUUGUGCUCGUGUAGGAGGAGAAACUGGCCACAGUUUUGACUUUCAAGGAUCAACCGUCAUAAGCUGGGGCACCUCAAGGACAGAACGUUUCAUACUUCAGGCUUGGUACUCAGAUGCAACUUCCAUCAACCGGGCAUUUAGACCUUCCUGCGACCUAUAAAGUCGUACAUCACUACAUACGCCAGGAUCAGGACAAGACCGUUACACAGAGCUUAAAGAUACCGAGCGAAUAUAGCCCAUCGACUAAUUCACCUGAAAGGGCAGCACAGGUGCAACUGACCCCCAUUGAGGUGAUGGCGUAUAACGCAGGAGGCCGCCAAGAUUCACAAAUAAUGGCCAGAAAGCCAGUCCACCAAAAGAGGAAGAAGAUUGAUCAGCCCAAGGCCGACUAUCUCGGUCGGUUAUUUAAAAUUCUGGUCGAUUCCUUGCACAAGGCGCUGUCGUAAUUGAGAACCGGCCAAGGCCUGUGAAACGUCAGUCAUGCAAUUCCUCUAAUCCGGUGAGCCCUGCACAUUUCUCACAUUACCGAUCCGAAUCUCUUACGUUUGCUAACCAGAGCGUUUUCAAUAUCGCUAAUGUCGGUUCGUAUUUUUCUUCAAACUCUUGUUGUAGACGAACUUGUCGACCAGCAGACCUCGGGUUUGGCUCGUGUUGUUAGAAAUCUGCGCAAAUUCUACACCCUUGUAAGCAGUACUCUCCUUCUUUACUGUUCGUUUCCGCUUAUUGUUGCUUAUUGUUGGUUUUAUUAAUAAAUUUGCCUUCUUAGCACACGCUUUGCGUCACCUUUUCGGAGCCAUCUCGGAAUAGCAUUACCACACCCUCUGCGCACAGCAAAGCCACCACUCUCAUGUGCAAACUCAGGCAAUAUAUCGGUGGCAUUAUCCUUCAGUUUUCUGAGGGUUGUCAGCGGGCGAGUAGUUGGUGGAAAGAAACAGAUAGAAUGCACAAGUGGUUUCUAUUUGGGAUAUUGCUUCCGUCAGCACAGUUAGUCCUUGGCAAGUCGAACCAGAACGUGCGGGUUAUUCCCCACCGAAGUCGUGGCUUGCUGGACAGUGGUCGCGUGGGGCGGCCUGGUCUAGGGGUGUUUCCUAUGGAUUUUGGAUUGGAUGACGGUGGACCGACCUUUCCGCCGACCCCCUUCUCCUUACAACAGUUGAAGAUUCCAGGCUCGUUCUAGGCGUUAGUGGCUGAGGUUUGGCACGAUGGCAGGUAACAUCCGACAUUCAUUUCAACAUGUAGCCCUUUUGUAGGUAGUCGGUUUGUCCUGUCUCGCCUGAAGGUAAUACCUCUGCAUGCUAAGUGACUACUUAUUUAUCAGACCCGAUAGUCUGAUGUAUUUCUAACUCGCCUUCGAAGGUCGUCUCUUUUUUCGUCAUCUUUAGACUUGCUGCUAAAUCCGCAGUCAAGCCUCACCUUCCCGAAGCCCUUGCUAUCACGAAGCGUAUAAGUUGGGACGGUCUUGCGCCGAGGAGUGUUUUUUAAUCUACUUACAUACCUUCUGCUCAAAGCAAGCGCGUAGUCCACAGAGUAUGCAGACUAAAACUUUAGUCAAAAAUGCGCCCCUCCCUCGCCGUAAGGAAGUUUACAUGGUGGACACGCUCCACUUAUGCUGUGAUACUUGUAAGUAGUAGUACUAAACGUCUUUCGGUCGUUUUACGCCAGAAAAGGGCAAGCAGCCUUGCCAGGCAAACGCGCACGUAAUGCCAAAAAUUUCGGCAACACACAAGGUCUUGGCACUGCGGUUACCACGCCGAUUUUUUGGCAUGUUCCCAACAAUCUUGUCAGUAGUUUGUCGAGGCAAUAAGACUUGACGGAGGAGCGAGCGGUUGCUAUUGAUGUUCCUUGCUACCCAGGAGGGUUUUCUCCCCAGUUAGAUUUCGCUGAGAUGACUCGAUAUUUUUCUCAUCAGGCAUCACUGUGACAGUAGCCCUCAAUUGUGUUUUAUACGUGCACUGAAUUAUAAGCGGGAAGACCUGCACAACGCCCAAUUUGCUCCACCCUCUUGCGCCUAUCAUGCCCCAAUGGCAAGUCGAGACCAAGGCAACCAUAGGUGAGCCCGGGUGCGGCAGCUGAUCAGUCAUAAAGCUCCCGUCUACGCGUGCCACGACACGGCUGGCCUAUCAACCCACGCGAACUUGGCAUCACUCAAUUGGGUUCCGCGUUAAUGAGAGUUUCCACAAGGCCGCUUUAGAAAGGAGAUGGUUCAAUCUGAUCUCAACUCCUGAAAACCGAGUUGUGCCUCCACGUUUAAGGCUUCAUGAUAGUUUAAAUGCGCACUAGUUGGACCAUAGUGGAAAAGGUCGCGGAUGCUAGUGAAUUGUGGGAAUUCUCAUUGGAAUAUUCUUUCUUGGUAGUACAUGGUGCAGGUGGGGAAAGUAUUAUCAUCCACCAGGCACAUUUUUCAUCGCAUAGGUUGUAUCCUCCCGAAAUAUCUGAAACAGGACACUUUAAGGAUAUAAGGUUGCUUUCUUUCCCUUUAUCGAGAAAAACUGUUAUAGUCCAAAGUAUCGACCGCCUAUGCCUUUCUCAGCCUACCCUACCGAGGACUACCUUGCGGUCAACAGUAUACUGUGGGCUGAACUGCCGUCGUUCAGUUUAAAAUAGCAGUACGUGCGAAUUCUUGAGCGCCUGCGCUCAGAGUCCAAAUGAUACAUGAACUUUAGUCAAGAAUGAGUCCUCGAGAUGUUUUUUCUACCAUACUUCCUCAAUAGAUCACGCCUUUGCAGACUUUUUGGGAAAACAGUAUGGUUUUAGCUCAGUGGAGGUCAUUUAUUCUACAAGUAGCCGCAUGCAUAGCUCUCCUCCAUCGAGCUGACGUGACAUCGUAUCCUUCAAGUCAGUGUGAUGGCCAGUCAUCCACCUAUACACCGUGAUAGCUGAGCUUCACCUAGUUCUACUACCUUCUUCAAAAUUUCUGCAUUGCAUCCAAACGGAUAUCAUUCGCUGGAUUUUUGAGGCCUCACUCUUAUUUAACCUAUGAAUUAUAAUUCGUUGCGCAUAGGGUAGUUUCAACGUGUUGUAUGAUUUACGGCAGUUCGAUAGGCCUUAGCUUCGAGGUCCACUACCGUCUGGGGGACGCAGCUGUGCCUUCCGUCUGAAUUUUUGCAUACUGACUCGGACUUGCAUGGCACCCGCCUCAACCCCUUCUUUCACACUCACCGCGUUAUAAUGACAGGAGAAAGUAAAGGCAAUCGGGGGAGGACACAGUGGCUAACGAAGCCGAAUAGUUCACACACACGCGACACUCGGGCAUAUUCUCUCAAAGAGACAGGAGGCCUCGGAUCCCCAUCCGAUAGUUCCAUAAAGGCUACAUUAAAAAGGACUCGUUGCAGCUUCACCCUCGCGUUAACCGAGAACCGAGCUAUUUGUUCAUUUUAUGGUCUUUCAAGUCUCAACUUCAGCGUGUCGAAUAUUUUCAGGCCCGUCGGAUUUUAGGUAGGGCAUGGGAGUGUGGACUCCCUGUAUUACAUGGGCCUUGCACUACAUUUGAGAGGGGAGUAGAGUUGGGAGGGUUAGGGUUAUGAAUGGGUGUUAGUUUAAGUUAUGGCACGGAGAUAGUUGUCCAUUGGAAUUUAGCGCAAGGCCAUCUAUUAUUGUACGGGGGGAGAUUUUUUUAUGCUAUAGGUAGCAAACUAAUGAACUUUCGUGAAAUACGUAAAAGAAUCACUGUAAUACGUAUCCCGCCCACCCCGCGUCCUCGAAAUCUUAUAGUGUUAAUAAAACGACGGUUCUUUAAAGGAACGCUUUUUUUGGUUCAAAAAUUACUAUUAGCUGAGAAAUAAUUUUCCUAGUCAAAAACCGGCAGUCCGGAAAACGAUCAUUUACAAGUCACUUUUUCAAUGGCAAAGCAUAACGCAGCAUAAGAAAUGUUAAUGUAUAAAAAAGAGGAAGUAAUCAAAGAUAAUAACAAACACAAGAUAUCAGUACUUAGCUGAUUGUCUUCUUGCCUGUAAUGCACUAGAAAAUUUGGCAGAUUUGGAAACAAAGGAGUCCUCUAUGACGGACUGGAUUGUGUAAUUUUAAUUUUUUUUGUGUCAGUUGGGUCUGUUGGCAGGAAUAAAAAUGGUUUGAAGCCCCCAGGCGGAAGUUCUGGCUGUGGUCUAAAAAAAUAGAUUAUAGUCAUAACCCUCAGACUUUGGAUGCCUAUUCAUUUCCCCAACUGUCAUGCACAGGAACAACCACGGGAACUUCGUAUUCGACCUCUCACCCUUCUUUUGUUUUUCUCCCAAACAGCUUCAGGAGCGUAAAUUUCAGUCGGCGCUAAACUUUUUGGAGGAAAACUUUGCGGCUUGGUUGUCGGCUGUAAAAGGUAAAUUGUGCAUGCUUCGGUGCGUCAGCCCUCUGUUAUUUGAAAUGGAGUUUUCAACGUACUACAUACCAUGCCACAAGACUUUUCGGUCUGGUUUGACCUCCGCAAUUUUGUGUUAGCGUUCGCUCUUGUUCAGGUCUACUUCACUUUUUAGCCGAAACACCCUACCGACCCAUAACGGUGGAAAACCACAGAAGGAAUGUUACCAUUUGGACGCACUCAAAUAAUUUGUGUAUUGGUGUUUUUAGUGAGGUCAGACCUUAAAUUUUGCCCUACGAAGUCCUGACGAGGCUAGCGGGGAGGAGGAUUCACGAAGUGGCAUACUCAGAAGUUUGUCGGAGGCUAUGAAGGAAAGUAUGUAGCGUCUUCCGAGGCGGCUUUGUUGCUAUUAGACCACAAUUGACCACUACAACGGGAACUUUACGACAUGUGUUCUCCCAAAAAGAUGUAGAGGACUUUCAGUUCGAUAAAAAAAUUGUUCAUAAAUAAUGUCACUUAAGCAGUGCGGAGCACUACAAAUAACCAAGAUCUGAGUUGAAAUUAUGGAAGGCACAAUUGACCUGGAAUCUAUAUCUGGGACAACAAACCACGUCUUAGUGCUGACAUUUCUCCCUCCUAGCACGCGGGCUUUGAAGCGCAGCGGUUUUUCAGACAAGGAGUGGGUUUGUAUUUGUCGGCUUAGUAAUAUUCAUAAGGGUACCUGGCAAAUAAAUGAUUCAGUAAGAACAUUUAUAUCUUCCCAAGGUAAUUUGUCUCCUCUGCGUCAUCAAACAUGUGUCACCUAUAGCACAGGGUUUUACCACGCCUUAGGAACUUCCGGAAAGCAGUCUAAUGAAGAAAAAAACUUGUCGAUAACCUGUACCGAGGAAGUCCUGAGAAGGCAGAGGCAUGUACGGACGUCGGGAAUUUGAGAUAAGACUGCAGGGCCUAAGGCCUAUGUCGACGUGAUUUAACUUCCCACAUAACAUUAUGCCGUGAAACUAGUUUUUUUCAAAAAAGACCUUAACAAGAUGGACAUUUCAGCUCAGCGCUUGGGAAGAGAUAGGAGAUUGAUAAAGGUGAUACUUUUAGAGCUUUUUCACACUUUAUUGCAAGCACCAGCAACCUGAUAUGAAAGAGUAAGAGAGUGUACUUAUUAGACUGACUAUCACCGAGGAUAACUACGACUCCACCGCCACAACUUUAUCGGGCAGACUUUGUAUCUAUACGAAAGCGGCAGAAUGGGUAUGAUGACAUUACUUGGAUAGCAAUGCCAGAAUUCAGUUGUGUCUCCCUGAAAACAGAAUAAUCAGACCUGUGUAGGUUCUAUUUCCGAAGCUCCUAGGCAAAAACUGAAAUUUCCAUCUCCGAUACUGGUCAGUUAGCGAUGGUCCCACGAUGAUCUUGGCUAGCAGCGUGUGAGCUCACGUAAUAAGAGCGACGUGCCAGAGACACCGACGCCUUCGCGACUGUAGAGAGGCUGGUCGAUAGUCUCAGGACGGACGGCUGCAAUAACUCGGUCGUAGAUUACCUUUGGACUUGGCAUGAGAGCCGAUCGAUAAAUUUUUCGGGUCUCCAACUGUGCUCUUAAAAAGCUAUGGUAACUGCGACUCAGCAUCCCAAAUUAAUGUUCCCAAAGCAAAGACAGUGUAGUCUUAAAGCGUGGCCGUAGCACGACGACAAAAAGGUACUUAGCGCACUGAUUUCUGACGAGAUGAAGGACUGCAAUUGUGAAUCUCCAGUAUCUAAAAAAAGGCGCACAUGGAAUGCCGAGGGACCCACUGAUGAGCCGAGCCCCUCGCAGCUAUGUCAUGCAGCGGCGGAAAAUCAGUGAAACACGUGCCUGGGUAUUUAGCUGGUACCUUUGCUGUCAGUUUGGUAUAUCACGCAACAUGGGAUAAGCGGAUAGGAAAUGGUAACCCAUCCAGAGGCCCCCUCAAAAGUACUGAAUUGAAAUGCUGCAGACGUGUUUUGUUUUACUAGCCCACGCGCAUUAAAAUAUUGCUGCCAGAAGCAGAGCCACUCUGCAUUAGCUCUGGCCGAGCAGACUUUUGAUCCCACUUCUCCCCCCCCCCGCUCACUUCUUUAUACUCACCCGCAGGACAUGUCCAUUACAGUGCAUGUAUUCCUUUUCAGCCGACGACACUCCAGAACGUCAAAAAGCCUUCAAAUUUGAGGUGGGUUCUCCUGUAGCCUCUUUUUCCGUAGAUUUUGCUCCGUCUCGGUUUUUCCAUCUAUUAUUCGGAAACACUGGAAGACUGUUUUAAGCAGAGGUCGCCUAUUUUGUCGAACCGGCGGGAAUACAGUGUCGCAACACUUAGAAUUGUCUAUUCCCCCACCAGCCUGUCUUACGGGCGGACUACUACUACUACUACUACUACUACUACUACUACUACUACUACUACUACUACUACUACUACUACUACUACUACUACUACCACUACUACUGCUACUACUACCACUAA